UCACACUCGGCCAAGACCCAAAGGAGAAGAGAGAGGAAGCUCUGCAACUCCAUUUUCCAUAGGUGAACACGAGCUCAAACUCAAACAAGGAAAAAGAGGGAGUUUAAAGAAGGAAAAAGGCUAAGAAAGGUGUGUAGAAUUAAGGAACUUGUGAAAGGUAUUUCAAGUGAUUUCACAAAGUUGGAAAAGUCGCCGGAGUUGUCGCCGGAGUUGACCGAAAGUCGCCGGAGUUUCACCGGAGUUCAACCAAGAGGGGUAGAACUUCAUACGCUAGUUCAAGGUUGAAGCUAGAGCUUGCUACUUGCACCUUCUCACGGGUGAUAUCAAAUCAGGGAGACGUGAAAUGGAGGGCAGGCGAAUGAGGACCAGGAACAAUCCGAGGGGGCAGGCGCCGGUAGCAUCCCAAAGGGGAAGCCGGGCUGCAUCUCGGGGUUCGAGAGGAGGCCGUGGAGGCCGUGGAAGCCGUGGAGGUCAUCAAGCUCAAACUGUGAGUGAUGGCCAUGUGAGCUCGGUGUAUGAGACCAACACCGAAGACUACGACUCAACCUACGUGCCAGAGACAGAGCAUGAAGAGACCCCGUAUGAUGGGGGUGACACGUACACCGAUGAUGAUGAUGAAGAGAGUGAUGCCAAGUUCGCCCAAAUGGGCGAGUUGCUUGAAUGGUAUCAAAAAGAAAAACUGAGGAGAGACCUUAGGCGCCAAGCGAGGCGUGGCUCUCGUGGUGGUUCGGGUCAAGGAAGCCGGGGAGCUUCCGUGGCCACCCCAGC
Molecule: messenger RNA, 768 nt
Organism: Cuscuta epithymum
Lineage: Eukaryota; Viridiplantae; Streptophyta; Magnoliopsida; Solanales; Convolvulaceae
Source: the annotation of a GenBank genome assembly